AUGGAAGAGCCAUCAACAUCUAGACUUCCAAAUUUCAAUGUGAAGAGAAGAUUGAGUUCUACGUCAUAUGAAAUCUUAAAAGAACUCAGGGAGGCGGGUGAACUCUGUGAUGCUAUUAUCAGGGUCGAUGGAGUGGAAAUGAAAGUUCACAAGAACAUCAUGUGCAGCUGCAGUUCAUAUUUUAGGGCUUUAUUUGCCGGUGCCUGGCGUAAUGCAGAGAAGCAAGUAUACAAUAUUCCUGGUGUUUCUGCACACAUGAUGGAGUCAAUUAUAGAAUAUGCUUAUACCAGAACAGUCGCUAUCACCAAUGACAAUGUGGAGCAACUCCUUGCUGCAGCAUCUCAGUUUCAUGUGAUAGGCAUUGUGAGUGCUUGCUGUGAGUUUCUUGAGUCUCAGUUAUGCUCAGAAAACUGCAUUGGAAUUUGGAAGAUUGCAAACUGUUACCACUGCUUUGAGCUGAAAAACAAGGCCAAUAUCUUCAUCCUUCACAACUUUGAACAGAUGGUAAAAGUAUCAGAUGAAAUUCUGCAGCUGUCGUCUUCUGAACUAGGAGAAUUCAUAGAGAAAGAUGAACUUAAUGUGAAGCAAGAGGAAGUGGUGUUUGAGGCCAUCAUGAAAUGGAUUUCUCAUGAGCCACAAGAAAGAAAAAAAAUCCUUCCACUUUUGCUCCAAAAGGUGAGACUGGCACAAAUGAAUGCUGAAUAUUUUAUGAACAAUGUCAAAAAUAAUGAAUAUAUGAAAGACAAUGACGAAUGCAAGCCUAUAAUUGUAAGUGCCAUUAAAGUCAUGCAUGACAUCAAUAGCAGUAAUCCUUCCUAUGCAGAAUUCAGGAAUCAACUAAAUAGGCCUCGACUGCCAUACGAAGUUGUCUUUGCUUUUGGAGGAUGGAGUGGACCUAAUGCAACAAAUGUUUUUGAAGCAUAUGAUGCUCGUGCUGACAUGUGGGUGGGUAUCACAAGGACAGAAGAAAACCCUCGGGCUUACCAUGGUAUGGCAUACCUGAAGGACCGCAUAUAUAUUAUUGGUGGAUUUAAUGGUGCAAAUUACUUUAGCAAUGCUACAAGUUUUGACCCUGUCAAAAAGAAAUGGCAGGAAGUUGCUCCCAUGCAUUCCAGUCGCUGCUAUGUUAGUGUGAUUGCACUGAAUGGCUUCAUUUAUGCAAUUGGUGGCUUUGAUGGCCAUAUACGCCUAAAUACAGCAGAGCGCUAUCAGCCUGAAACAAACCAGUGGACUAUUAUUUCACCUAUGCAUGAAGUGAGAAGUGAUGCAAAGGCCACAACUCUGCAUGGAAAGGUAUACAUAUGUGGAGGCUUCACUGGGAAUGAAUGUUUAUUCAGUGCUGAAUCAUAUGAUCCACAAACUGACCAAUGGACCUUGAUUGCUCCAAUGACAAGCAGAAGAAGUGGGAUAGGAGUUAUUGCUUAUGAUGAACAGAUUUAUGCGGUUGGCGGUUUUGAUGGAAUGAAUCGACUUUGUACUGCAGAGGCCUAUGAUCCACUUACAGACACCUGGCAUGCCAUCCCCAACAUGUUAAUCCCUCGUAGCAACUUUGGAAUUGAGGUAGUAGAUGAUGUUCUCCUCGUUGCAGGAGGAUAUAAUGGUUCUUCAACUACUUUCAAUGUUGAAUGCUAUGACAAGAAGAUAAAUGAAUGGUUUGAGCUCAGUGACAUGGGCCUUUCCCGCAGUGCUUUGAGCUGUUGUGUCAUUGCUGGCUUGCAAAAUGUUAAAGAAUAUGCAAUGCCAAGGGACAACUAUGUUGUCUUUGAACAUUGA
Messenger RNA from Protopterus annectens (West African lungfish), 1773 nucleotides. Its product is annotated as kelch-like protein 10. The transcript is spliced from 5 exons. Lineage: Eukaryota; Metazoa; Chordata; Ceratodontiformes; Protopteridae. Gene Ontology annotation, molecular function: protein binding. The record is from RefSeq and is a predicted model, not a curated record. Bases 1 to 1773 code for a protein of 590 amino acids.